Dichotomopilus funicola is the source of this 1095-nucleotide messenger RNA. Its product is annotated as nucleotide-diphospho-sugar transferase. Gene Ontology annotation, molecular function: GTP binding; mannose-1-phosphate guanylyltransferase (GTP) activity. Bases 1 to 1095 code for a protein of 364 amino acids. NCBI's taxonomy places the organism in Eukaryota, Fungi, Ascomycota, Sordariomycetes, Sordariales, Chaetomiaceae. Gene Ontology annotation, biological process: GDP-mannose biosynthetic process. The transcript has 4 exons. Gene Ontology annotation, cellular component: cytoplasm. The record is from RefSeq and is a predicted model, not a curated record.
AUGAAGGCUUUAAUUCUUGUCGGCGGCUUCGGCACACGCCUUCGCCCUCUUACCCUCACCCUCCCCAAGCCCCUAGUCGAGUUUGGCAACAAGCGCAUGAUCCUUCACCAGAUUGAGGCACUCGCUGCUGCCGGUGUUACGGACAUCGUGCUGGCUGUGAACUACCGACCUGAGAUCAUGGAGAAAUACCUUGCCGAGUACGAGAAGCAGUUUGGUAUCAACAUCACGAUCUCCAUCGAGAGCGAACCCCUGGGCACCGCUGGCCCUUUGAAGCUUGCGGAGGCCGUAUUAAGCAAGGAUGACACACCGUUCUUCGUCCUCAACUCGGAUAUUACCUGCGAAUACCCCUUCAAGGACCUCGCCGCUUUCCACAAAUCGCACGGUGACGAAGGCACCAUUGUUGUCACGAAGGUUGAGGAGCCGUCAAAGUACGGUGUCAUCGUGCACAAACCCAGUCACCCAUCCCGCAUUGACCGGUUCGUCGAGAAGCCAGUCGAGUUCGUCGGCAAUCGCAUCAAUGCCGGUAUCUACAUCUUCAACACCUCGGUCCUGAACCGCAUUGAACUGCGUCCGACCUCGAUUGAGCAGGAGACCUUCCCGUCCAUGGCUGCCGAUGGCCAGCUCCACUCUUUCGACCUCGAGGGCUUUUGGAUGGAUGUUGGCCAGCCCAAGGAUUUCCUAACUGGCACCUGCCUCUACCUCUCUUCCCUCGCGAAGAAGGGCUCCAAGCUGCUCGUACCAUCCUCGGAACCGUACGUGCACGGCGGCAACGUCAUGGUCGACCCCACCGCCAAGAUUGGCCAGAACUGCAGGAUAGGGCCGAACGUGACCAUCGGCCCCGGCGUCGUGGUUGGGGAUGGCGUUCGGCUGCAGCGUUGUGUACUGAUGGCCGGAUCCAAGGUCAAGGACCAUGCUUGGGUCAAGAGCACCAUUGUUGGCUGGAACAGCACUGUGGGCAGGUGGGCACGUCUCGAGAACGUGACGGUCUUGGGCGACGAUGUUACCAUCGGCGACGAGAUUUACGUUAACGGCGGCAGCGUCUUGCCACACAAGACUAUCAAGGCCAAUGUCGACGUCCCUGCCAUUAUCAUGUAA